CCUCGACAUCUCUUCGCGCGCAUUGCCUAAUAGCAUUUCUUUAGGCUGCAUUUCCUCUCCGAGAGACGCGAGGAGGAAGAAGAAGAAGAAAGAAAGAAAGAAAGAAAGAAAAGAUGCUGCUCGCGGUUCUCUUCUCCAAUUCCGAAGGAAACAUCCUCGUCGAACGCUUUCACGGAGUUCCUGCAGAGGAGCGACUGCAUUGGCGAUCUUUUCUAGUUAAGCUAGGAGCAGAAAAUCUCAAAGGUGCCAAAAAUGAAGAGCUUUUUGUCGCGUCACACAAGUCAGUGUAUAUUGUUUACACCAUGCUUGGGGAUGUUUGCAUAUACGUAGUUGGCAAGGAUGAGUAUGAUGAACUUGCCUUGGCAGAAGUGAUCUUCGUAAUCACCUCAUCGGUGAAGGAUGUCUGUGGUAAGGUUCCGACUGAGCGUCUCUUCCUUGACAAGUACGGAAAAAUAUGCCUGUGUCUGGAUGAAAUUGUUUGGAAGGUCAUUCAUCUGGUGCAUCCCACUGUAUAUGCCACGGCCCAAAAACCAGGUUGGCUCAAUCAUUACGUGGGCUUCAUGUGAAUGAAGAAAUGGAUGGUUGAAAGAAUGAGCGCAGUGCACAUUGAAUGUGGACGCAGUCAUCCGAACCAGCGCGGAUUUUGGGUUACUACACAAAUACAGUGGGGCCCAUCCAGUGAAGGGAGGUCUCGCAGACAUUGCUAACUGGCAUGUAUGGGGUGUCAACUUAACUGAGUAACCCAACACUGCUCUUUCUAAAGCACAUUACUUGUUUGCAUAUUGUA
Magnolia sinica is the source of this 787-nucleotide messenger RNA. RefSeq lists its product as uncharacterized. Gene Ontology annotation, cellular component: COPI vesicle coat. Bases 114 to 566 code for a protein of 150 amino acids. NCBI's taxonomy places the organism in Eukaryota, Viridiplantae, Streptophyta, Magnoliopsida, Magnoliales, Magnoliaceae. The transcript is spliced from 5 exons. The record is from RefSeq and is a predicted model, not a curated record. Gene Ontology annotation, biological process: intra-Golgi vesicle-mediated transport; intracellular protein transport; retrograde vesicle-mediated transport, Golgi to endoplasmic reticulum.